UACGUGUUUCCAUGACUACCACGAAAAGUGUUGUCAUCGUAUUAUUCUCGUUUGACAGUGACAUGUACUAUGGUUAGGAGAACACUGAAAAUUACCGUAACAAAACUAGAACUUAUGACCGCGGAAAAUCCUCAGUGAUGGAACUCAUUUCUUCACCAAAUCCCCAUUUUAUACCGGGCUACACCGGUUUCUGUCCUCAAUACAAGUACCGUCUAGGAGACACUUAUGGUACCACCACGCAUAAGGUACUGUUGGACCCCACUGUGCACCAUGCAGAAAAAUUGGUUCUUUCGGAUAGAACGGGGUGUGACUACCAGACUUUUAGACCAGCGACAAGAGAAAUAGAUAUAGUGAACGAAAGACAUGGAGAUACUAUCUACAAACAUCCUAUGAUUCCAGGAUAUGAAGGAUUUGUGCCGAAAGAACAUGGAAAGUUUGGUCAAAGAUAUACGGUGCAAGCAAUAGAAGCACUUUCUGAGUUCGAAAAAUCCCAAAUGGCUGACAGGGAAGCACAAAAUCAGAUUACGAAAAUUGGAUAUUUGCAGGAUAAUCGAUGGGAUCCAAAAACAUUGGAAGAAAAAGAAUUGGCUCAAAGCCAGUUCAAACUGCCUUUGUUGGAGGUGAGACCCGAAUGUGGGGGGUUUAUGAGAAAUUUACCGGUUGACGAACCUCCUAUUACACCUCCUAGACAAUCUCACAGCCCAUAUUUCUCGGAUAAUAUCGAUCCAGAAAAAUACUUGAAAUCAGGUUUUACUGGCCAUGUGCCUUUCGGCUAUGCCUCUUUCGGUAAAACAAACGAAGCGAUGACGAACAGCGCCCUCUGCGAUUUCACGUCGAACUACAGGAAGAGGCUCAGCAACGAAUGGGCGCCGGUCCAGAUUGACCGUCCUGAUCCGCCUGUUCUGAUCCAGCCGUCAGAGAUCUACCACAAGCACGUCGGGCAAUUGCCCAAUUACGGUGGACACAUUCCGGGGGCCAUCUUCAGAUAUGGCAAAACCUAUGGAAACGAUUCCAGAGAUGCGAAAAGAUGGUUGAGAGGGGAUUUUUCAUCAUGAUAUUAUGGAGAAAUUAAUGUAUCAACUGUUUAUUAAAGUUUUAAAUCAUCCCGUAACUUCGUC
Messenger RNA from Phaedon cochleariae (mustard beetle), 1118 nucleotides. NCBI's taxonomy places the organism in Eukaryota, Metazoa, Arthropoda, Insecta, Coleoptera, Chrysomelidae. The record is from the annotation of a GenBank genome assembly.